AUGGUCUAUUAUUGUUGCAGAUCAUGAGGGAGACUUUGAUAUAUUUGUCACAUCUUGAUCACGAGGACACGGAAAAGCUGAUGCUAAAGAAGCUAAGCAAAAAAUUAAGUGGCGAGGAUUGGAAUUGGAACAACUUAAACACAUUAUGUUGGGCAAUAGGGUCUAUAUCUGGUUCGAUGAUGGAAGAACAGGAGAACAGAUUUUUGGUUAUGGUCAUUCGUGACUUGCUGAAUUUAUGCGAACUCACGAAAGGGAAGGAUAACAAAGCUGUCAUCGCAAGUAACAUUAUGUAUGUUGUUGGACAGUACCCGAGGUUUCUAAGAGCUCACUGGAAGUUCCUAAAAACUGUUGUGAACAAAUUGUUUGAGUUCAUGCAUGAGACACAUCCUGGUGUUCAGGAUAUGGCCUGUGACACAUUCUUGAAGAUUGUUCAGAAGUGCAAACGGAAAUUUGUAAUUGUUCAGGUAACAAUUACUUUGAGAAACUCACAUUUUUUAUUUGAAUUCCGGCUGUUGGUCAUAUGA
Humulus lupulus (European hop) is the source of this 524-nucleotide messenger RNA. Its product is annotated as protein EXPORTIN 1A-like. The record is from RefSeq and is a predicted model, not a curated record. The transcript has 6 exons. Gene Ontology annotation, biological process: protein export from nucleus; ribosomal small subunit export from nucleus; ribosomal large subunit export from nucleus. Gene Ontology annotation, molecular function: nuclear export signal receptor activity. Bases 24 to 524 code for a protein of 166 amino acids. Gene Ontology annotation, cellular component: nucleus; cytoplasm. NCBI's taxonomy places the organism in Eukaryota, Viridiplantae, Streptophyta, Magnoliopsida, Rosales, Cannabaceae.